Molecule: messenger RNA, 1708 nt
Organism: Clupea harengus (Atlantic herring)
Lineage: Eukaryota; Metazoa; Chordata; Actinopteri; Clupeiformes; Clupeidae
Source: RefSeq, a predicted model, not a curated record
UUCAGCGGGCGCUCUGAGAUUUAUCAGCUAAAAGUGAAUAUCGCUCAAAACUGACGGUUGUGUCGAAAAUCUGCUGGUAGGCAGGAGGGGUUCGGUGGGGUUCCAGGCAUGUUCGGCUGGCCCGUGGCUAUUUUUAACUGGCUUGGAGCCAUGUUCAACUUAAAUCUUUUUUACUUCCUUGAUCCUGAGCCCCCUGCGCUGUCUGCUAUAGAUGUUGCUGUCCAGGCCCUUGGAAAUCAUAUGGGCCCUCUCCUUCUUCUACUCAUAUACAUUAUUUGGCACCUUAGUACAAAUUAUUUAUCAUUGUUUUUAAAGGAUGACACCUUUGAUGACAUGGUCUUCGAUUCACUCAACAAAUGGGCUGAAUGCAGUUUUAUGGACAGUAGUGAAUGCACCCUCAGGCUCUCCCUCUCUCAUCUGAGUCGGAUAGAAAAUGUACUGGAGGCUGAUGGCUCCUCUGAGGAUUCUUCAGACAUCACCUGUGCUGGGUCUUGCCAUGAGCAGGCCACUGCCUGUAGAGGUGGCAACACCAAAAGCAGGGAGGAUGGAGACCUGAGUGUCACCACAAGUCAUGGCUCAGGUCAACCAAAGAUCUCUCUUUGGGCGCAGCUACCGUUGGAUCGCCUGCCAUGCAGUGAGCCCAUGGAUGAUAUGGAGCCUUCGGCAACAUCUACUUUUAACCAGGCCAACCAAGAACAAUCGCAGGGACCCAAGACAGUCAGUCUGUCACAUUGUGAGAGACGCAUCAAAAACAAAGUUGCGCACAAGCGCUGGAGACUGGGCUUCUUGAUGAUCAAAAUUGUGAGGAUGCUGCUGCCAGCAAGGCUUAAAACACAAACGCCAACUUCUCUCAGAGUCAAAACCAAGACUGUGAGAACAGCCACCAGGCUUCCUUGUUUCCUCACACGGUCAAAGAGUGAGGCAGAAAACUCCAACCCGACACCCAUCCUGAUGUUCUCCCAAGUCAUCAGACCGUCCUUCAUCCCUGACAUGGUCCGGCAGAGGCUGGAGGCUCAUGUGCGCCGUAAGACAAGUCAGCGCCUGUGGGGCUUUCCCAAUCUGGUCAUCAAAUAUGUGGGAGACCAUGUGGUCCUACUGAGUGCCAGUAAUGGUAGGUCUGUGCGCAAUGCUGUUAUGAAUCAGCUCUUCAAGGCAGAAAUCGGCCUGUGCUUGAAAAGGAGAAUUGAAGUCACUGAGAAAUUACAGAACCUGUCAAAGCCCUCCAGGAAGGAGAUGGGUGUGCUGAUUUGUAACAAACAGCUUGCAGAACACCCCGAAAUCCUCAUGAGAGCAACCACUCCAUCCAUUGUUCUGGAUGGUAUGUUGGAGGAAGUGACAUCAGUCAAGACGAGGCUCAAGAACAAACUCAGGAGGAAAUUCUUGGAGGUAAAACUCUCCAGAAUUCCAGGAAAGGUGCUUCAGUCAUACCACACAGCGGCAUACAUUACUAGACAGCAUAAGACCCGUCCAGCUUUGACACAGCAGAGCUCCCCCUGCAGGCUAAGACAUAGAGUCCAUCUCUUGAGAAGAAAGACUCUACCAUUUAUGAGUCAGGAAGACCUGAGCCACAUAGAACUCAACCUGAAAUUUAAGCACACCGAAAACCAGCAGGGGAAGUCAACACAUUACACCCUCUCUCUAGAAAAAAUGGUUAGAAUAAACUAGAUAAAUAUUACAAUAACUAAAUAAACAUUUGCAUUGAAAAUUA